CUUAGGGGCCUCCAACCCUUUCUCCCCCAGAAUCAACACUCCUUUUAAGCCUACCACUUCCUCUGUUUCCAAAUGGCCCCUGGUUUUCCCUUCUUCUUUCUAUAUAAUCAUUUCUUAUCCCUCUUCUUCUUUCAAACUUUGCCCCUUUUCUUCGCUUUUUCUUACUUAUUCGACUCUCAUUUCUUGUUUUCGACGAACCCCAUUUUCAUUUCUCUUCAAUUUUUGAUUCUUUUGCUCUAUUAACAACGACCCAGAUCGUUGUUCUUCAUUGUUCUUCAUUGUUCUUCAUUGUUCGAUGAUUUUCAUAUCUGGGUUUUUGAUUUUGGGUCGAUUCGUUCUGUUUUGAGGCCGAUUUCUUUGGGGGGUUUUGGUUUUUGAGCUGUGAUGGCGACGGAAACGAGAAUGGUGGAACAGAGGAGUAACAGAGUAGGGCAUAUGAGUAAGGUUCAGUAUGUGAAAAGGGAUAUCAAAAAGAGGAAAUGUAGAGAUAUCAAGCGGCCUGUUCCAGUGGUUCCUAUGACGCUUCAGGAACUGUUCGUUGCUUGCAAGGAAGUCUUCAAAGGCCCUGGAACUGUUCCAUUGCCUUGUGAAGUUGAAAACCUCUGUCGCAUUCUUGAUAAUAUGAAGUUAGAAGAUGUUGGACUUAGUAAUAAUUUACCGUUUUUCAAGCACAAUGUUCCAGUCAAAGGAUCCCCUAGAGUAAUAUACACAACCAUAUAUAAGUGUGACGAAUUCUCGUUGUGCAUCUUCUUCCUCCCCGAGACCGGCGUAAUCCCUCUACACAACCAUCCCGGAAUGACGGUUUUUAGUAAGCUUCUAAUGGGGAAGAUGCAUAUCAAAUCAUAUGAUUGGGUUGAUCCAACCAACAGUGAUGAUCCUACCAAACCUUGUGAAAAGAGAUUAGCUAAGUUGAAAACUGAUUCGGUCUUCACUUCGCCCUCGAGUACCUCUGUCUUGUACCCGACAUCAGGAGGCAACAUCCACUCGUUCACUGCUAUAACCCCGUGUGCGGUGCUUGAUGUGCUUGGACCUCCUUACUCCAUGGACGACGAUCGAGAUUGUUCAUAUUAUAAGGAGCAUCCCUAUGGCUCUUUUUCAAAUGGUGGCAUGGCAAUGACAGAAGAAGAGGCUAAGGGAUAUGGAUGGUUAGAAGAGAUUGAGAUGCCAGAAAACUCUCGCAUGGAUGGCAUACAAUACUUAGGCCCACAGAUUAUGGACAUUUAAGCCUAUUUUAUUUUGUUUUGUUUGUAUAUAAAAUGGUACAAAGUUGUAACUUUUAAGGAUGUUCUUCCAUGGAAGUUUGUGGUUUUUUCUUAUCUAUUCGAUUGAUCGAGGUUGUUAUUGUU
Cucurbita pepo subsp. pepo (vegetable marrow) is the source of this 1346-nucleotide messenger RNA. Its product is annotated as plant cysteine oxidase 2. Lineage: Eukaryota; Viridiplantae; Streptophyta; Magnoliopsida; Cucurbitales; Cucurbitaceae. Gene Ontology annotation, molecular function: oxidoreductase activity, acting on single donors with incorporation of molecular oxygen, incorporation of two atoms of oxygen. The record is from RefSeq and is a predicted model, not a curated record.